Molecule: messenger RNA, 1871 nt
Organism: Suncus etruscus (white-toothed pygmy shrew)
Lineage: Eukaryota; Metazoa; Chordata; Mammalia; Eulipotyphla; Soricidae
Gene: FRS2
Product: fibroblast growth factor receptor substrate 2
Exons: 9
Coding region: 345-1871 (508 amino acids)
Biological process (GO): cell surface receptor protein tyrosine kinase signaling pathway
Cellular component (GO): cytoplasm; cell-cell junction
Source: RefSeq, a predicted model, not a curated record
CCUAGAUGUAGAAGUGAUGAAGCAGUCCGUUUGUCCUGGCAUAAAAUGCAGCUGUGGCUUUUCAACCAGAUUAAUUUUUUUAGGAACACAGUUUUGUGUAUUUUCCUCAGAAGAGACUUUCACAAGAGAAAACAGAAAUGAGAGGAAUCUGGUUUAAAUUGCAAUACAAGAAAUUUAGAUUAAACAUUAAGAGUGACCAGAAAGUGAAGUCCCAGAUACUGAAGUGAUUUAUUGUCAACAAGAAAGUAUGGUGUUUUGAAGUAUGAUUAGACUCCCGAUGCUGCAGCAGAGGCUAAGACUAUUAAUGGCCAGAUCUCGCAUUCACAUGGUCUUCUGAAGAAGCCAUGGGUAGCUGUUGUAGCUGUCCAGAUAAAGACACUGUCCCAGAUAACCAUCGGAACAAGUUUAAGGUCAUUAAUGUGGAUGAUGAUGGGAAUGAGUUAGGUUCUGGAAUAAUGGAACUCACAGACACAGAAUUGAUUUUAUAUACUCGAAAACGUGACUCAGUAAAAUGGCACUACCUCUGCCUACGACGUUAUGGCUAUGAUUCAAAUCUCUUUUCUUUUGAAAGUGGUCGAAGGUGUCAAACUGGACAAGGAAUCUUUGCCUUUAAGUGUGCCCGUGCAGAAGAAUUAUUUAACAUGUUGCAAGAGAUUAUGCAAAAUAAUAGUAUAAAUGUGGUGGAAGAGCCAGUUGUAGAAAGAAAUAAUCACCAGACAGAAUUGGAAGUUCCUAGAACACCGCGGACACCUACAACUCCAGGGUUUGCUGCUCAGAACUUACCUAAUGGAUAUCCCCGCUACCCCUCAUUUGGAGACGCUUCCUCCCAUCCGUCAAGCAGGCAUCCUUCCGUGGGAAGUGCUCGUCUGCCCUCCGUUGGCGAGGAAUCCACACAUCCUUUGCUUGUGGCUGAGGAACAAGUGCAUACUUACGUCAACACCACGGGUGUGCAGGAAGAGCGGAAAACACGGGCCAGCGCACAUGUGCCGGUGGAGGCGAGGGUUUCCAGUGCUGAAAACAGCACACCGAAAGAAGAGCCAAGUGGGAUUGAGGACAGGGACCCGCAGGUUCUUCUUGAACCCGAAGGAGUCAAAUUCGUCUUGGGCCCCACCCCUGUUCAAAAGCAGUUAAUGGAGAAAGAGAAACUGGAGCAGCUUGGACGAGAUCCAGUCGUCGGAGGCGGUGCAAAUAGCUCAGACUGGGACACUGGCUACGACAGUGACGAGCGGAGAGAGGCACCCUCUGCGACCAAGCUGGUGUACGAGAACAUCAACGGGCUGUCCAUCCCUAGUGCCUCGGGGGUCAGGAGAGGGCGCCUGGCAUCCACCAGCGCCUCCGACACGCAGAACAUCAACAACUCUGCGCAGAGGAGAACUGCGUUACUAAACUAUGAAAACUUGCCGUCUUUGCCUCCGGUGUGGGAAGCCCGGAAGCUCAGUCGGGACGAAGAGGACCCUGUAGGACCAAAGACCCCCUCUCUCAAUGGCUACCACAAUAAUCUCGACCCGAUGCAUAACUAUGUAAAUACAGAGAAUGUCACCGUGCCAGCAAGUGCUCACAAAAUCGAAUACUCGAGGCGGCGGGACUGCACGCCGACGGUCUUUAACUUUGACCUCAGACGCCCGAGUUUAGAACACAGGCAGCUCAAUUACAUCCAGGUGGACUUGGAGGGUGGCAGUGACUCGGACAACCCGCAGACCCCCAAAACGCCCACCACGCCCCUCCCGCAGACCCCGACCAGGCGCACCGAGCUGUACGCGGUGAUCGACAUCGAGAGGACUGCCGCCAUGUCUAACUUGCAGAAAGCCUUGCCCCGGGACGACGGCACCUCGAGGAAAACCCGGCACAAUAGUACUGAUCUGCCCAUGUGA